AUGCCACCACCGUCAUUAUUGCAGUCCCGGGCUGCUAGAACUCUCUCAAGGUGCCUUUCUAAGAAAGAUCUUUCGAAAAUGCUUUUUUUAAGCCAGCGUCGACAGCUCUCAACCUCUAACCAAAAGAGAAAAUCAGGCCUUCUCAGAUCCAAUGAAUGGAAAUAUGCUGUCAUAGGAGGUGCAUUAGUACUGGGGUACUCUUAUUUAACCAACUACGUCAGUUCUGAUACGAUAAAUGGUAUCAAGCAUUACUCUUCUGGAGAUGGUUUCAAGACUGGGAAAUCUGAUCCCAGUUCGAACACAAAUUCGAACACAAACACAAUCUCUUUGUUGAACGACCGUCAAGUAGAAAGUAUCUUACACAAAUCAGAAGAAUCAUAUUUUGUUAAUAGGGGAAAAGGUAUUCUUCGUUAUGAUGUUUCUCAACUUCCUUCCAAUGCUCCAAUCGAAGAUAACAGAGUUGAGCAGAUUAUCACCGUACCAACCGAAUCAUCCGAAAGCCUAGAAGAUUUGUACUUUUUUGGAAUUUUUGAUGGACAUGGAGGUCCAUACACGUCUGCAAAAUUAUCUCAGGAUUUAGUGCCCUACGUGGCCCACCAAUUGGGGCAAAUUUACGGUAAAGGGGUAGGUUUCCUAACCUCUGAAUCGAUCGAUGAGGCCAUUAUGCGAGGGUUCCUUCAAUUGGAUAACGAUAUCGUGUAUGGCAGCCUCGGAAAAUUAUUCGAAGAACCUACUAAGGAGAACUUAAUCGAAUCAUUACCUGCUGUGUCUGGUGCUUGCAGUCUUUUGUCAAUGUACGAUUCAAAUAACUGCACGUUGAAGGUAGCAGUAACCGGAGAUUCACGUGCUAUUUUGGUAAAACAGUCUGACGAUGGUGCUUGGACUGUAAAAUCCUUAAGUACCGAUCAGACUGGUGAUAAUGUACAAGAGGUCGAGAGAAUCCAGAAGGAGCACCCUGAUGAACCAAACUGUGUACGUCAGGGUAGAAUACUAGGAUCUCUCCAACCUUCAAGGGCUUUUGGUGACUACAGGUACAAAGUGAAAGAGAUAAAUGGGAAAACCGUUUAUGAUCUACCUGACCAUUUGAAGAUAUAUUUCAGGAGGGAACCUAAAGAUUUCUUGACACCUCCUUACGUAACAGCAAAGCCGGAAAUAACCACAACAAACGUGGACCCUAAAACUAAAUUCAUGGUUUUAGGAUCUGAUGGUCUUUUCGAGUUGUUGAGUAAUGACGAAAUCGCAGGUCUCGUUGUGAAAUGGAUGGAAUCACAUCCUAUCAAAAAGAAUUUCAAAAUGUUGAAGGAACAAUCUCCACAAGGUAAAUUACCAAAGCUAGAAGACAUCUCCCCAGACAAAGAAGCACAAAGGCCUGCUUUUAGGUACCAAAGCUCCAAAAAACCUGACUCUAAGAGCGAAUAUCUCAUGCAAGACGAAAACGUAGCAACUCAUCUAAUCAGAAACGCUCUCAGUGGAGGCGGUAACAAAGAAUACGUUUCUACAUUGGUCAGUAUACCUCCAACGAAGAGUAGACGUUACAGAGACGACUUGACUGUCACCGUUGUCUUUUUCGGUGAAGAAACUGAGGGCAUUGAUGGUAAAUUAGAACUCAACCACAAAGCCACCAAACCAGAAGAAUCUAAACUCUGA
This is a messenger RNA of Kluyveromyces lactis, 1647 nucleotides long. RefSeq names its product type 2C protein phosphatase PTC5 (gene PTC5). Gene Ontology annotation, molecular function: cation binding; protein serine/threonine phosphatase activity. Lineage: Eukaryota; Fungi; Ascomycota; Saccharomycetes; Saccharomycetales; Saccharomycetaceae. The record is from RefSeq and is a predicted model, not a curated record. The coding region runs from base 1 to 1647 and encodes 548 amino acids. The transcript has a single exon. Gene Ontology annotation, biological process: protein dephosphorylation.